Molecule: messenger RNA, 4591 nt
Organism: Protopterus annectens (West African lungfish)
Lineage: Eukaryota; Metazoa; Chordata; Ceratodontiformes; Protopteridae
Gene: SDC4
Product: syndecan 4
Exons: 5
Coding region: 256-858 (200 amino acids)
Biological process (GO): cell migration
Cellular component (GO): membrane; cell surface
Source: RefSeq, a predicted model, not a curated record
CCGACAACACUUCAUUGUUACAACUGGAGUGAGCGAGGAAGAGCAGUUGGGAAAGCAAGAAAAAGCCAAAACUUUUUUUGCAUUAUUUUUAACAAGAGAUUGUCAAACGACAAGAAUCCCAAGCCGAAGUAGAUCUGUAAACACAGCUGCUGCGCUGAGUAGGACUGAAAUCAAACGGCUAAAGCAAACAUUUUCCUUUGUUUGUGACUGAUUUUAUUUUCUUUUUGCGUUGAACGUAUUCAUUCGCGUGAAAGAAUGCAGAAGCUGGUGGUGUUGUUUGGUCUCGUUUAUUUGAUCUCUGUUAUAACGGCAGAAUCGGUGAGAGCAACAGAGAUCCUGCAUCCAUCAGAAAUGGAUUUGGAUAUGGCAUCAGGGUUACCUGAUGAUGAUGAAGACAGGUUUCCUGAAAGCUCAGAAGAAGAAGAGGAGGAAGAUUACUCAGGCUCUGGAGAUGAUUAUGAUGACAGUGAACAACGAUUCGAGGAGGGAAAAGAUGUGCAAGAACCCACAUCCACAAAGGUACCUGAAAUGGACAACAGAAUCCCAGAUGAUAAUACCAUAAGAGUGGACUCCUUUGAUGACAGUGGUGUAGAAGGUAACGAGAUUCCAAUUAAAAAAUCUUCAGCUUCAGAAAAUGAAUCAAAUCAGAUCCCCAUGGCAAGCAAAGCCAAUGAAAGCAUUUUUGAAAGAACAGAAGUUCUUGCAGCCCUGAUUGUAGGAGGAGCAGUGGGCCUUCUGUUUGCUGUUCUUCUUAUCCUGCUGUUAGUCUACCGCAUGAAGAAAAAGGAUGAAGGCACCUACGACCUUGGCAAGAAGCCAAUCUACAAGAAGGCACCCACAAAUGAGUUUUAUGCGUAAAUAAUUCCCAAGUGUCUGACUGCUACAAACUGACAUUUCUGCAGCAGCAUUUGUUAAAAAGAGACUUGUAAUACAAAUGUGCUGCUCAUAUGCCAUCUGCUUGGUUUCUGCACAUGUUUUCCCCUAACCAUAUUUAACUGGUGAAAAAUAAAGAGAGGAACAGUUGUGCUGUUCGUACAAGUCUUGGUGGAUGCCAUUGAAAAUGAAACAUGUCUUGGAAGUGGCAUCAGAAAUACUGAAAAUAUUCAGAGUGCUCUUCCAUUAAAUUAAGUCCAGUUUGAUGGCAUAUAUUUAUUUUUCUGCUUCUGUUUCAGAACAGUAUUUUUAAUACUCACUGGUUUCCAGUAUAAGCUUUUGUGAAUGAAGCUGCUUUUAAUGCAGUUUAUAAAACACAUGCUACUGAGAUAAAUUUACAAUCCACAUCAUUUUUUGGUAUGAUGCAGUAAAGAUUACAAGGAGAUGAAGCAAAUUGAAACGUAGAUCUGAUGACUGCAUUUUAUAUGUUAUAUAAUGUACACUAUAAUUCUGUAAUGCGUAUAUUACAUGUAAACACAUAAUGAGAAGAAAAAGAGCCCGUUUUUGUAUAGGGUCUCUUAUUAACCUGUUAGCCAAAGAAACUUUGGUUUGCAGAUUAAAACAGUCCAAGAAGUGAUGCGUUCUUCACAAACAGGCAAUGUUUGGUAUCAAAUCAAAUAAUAUAUAUGCAUGUAUGUUUUUGUGUGUGUGUGUGUAUAAUACACACACACACACACACACACACAUAUAUAUAUAUAUAUAUAUAUAUAUAUAUAUAUAUAUAUAUAUAUGACAGAUUUCUUUCAUAUGGAAAUAUUUUUGUAGUAUUCACAUCAACAUGAGAUGUUCCUUAUGAACGUCAAAUGUUAUAUAGUCCACAAAAGGGUAAAGGGAGUUCUAACCCUACAGAGACUUUUUAAAUGUCAUGCAGAUCUGCUUAUGUUCUACAGUACCCCAAUGUACAGUUUCUAGAUGUUUAAGUACUUUAAAUAUAGUAUUAUCCAUGCAGGUACACAAAAAACAAAUUUAUGUUUGUGUAAUGUUUAAACGUUUGUAGAAAUUAGUUUUAAUAAUAAAGUGCUACAUUUUAAUAAUUUAACUUUGCUAAAAUUAUUUUGAUUGUCUUUCAUUUGUUAGCCACCUUUCUGUACUGGGUAUUUACUUCUUAGAUGUAUAUUGUGCUAUAAAAAAAUCAUACCCUGAAACAUAAAUCAAAUUAUUUUAUAAAACUUUUUUAGGUUGAAAUGGUUUUGUAUUAAAUGUCAAUUUCUGUUUAGCAGUUACUGUACGACAUAUCUAUAUAAAGUAUGUAUUUAUAUUUUGUAGAAAGAAAGAUGAGACAAGGGCCUUGCUUUGCAUUUUAAUUUAUAGUCUGACACAUGGCUGCUUUUCACAGAUGUGCUUUUUGAGGAACAAGUUUUGUAAGGUGAAUAAGACGAUAACACUAACUAAUGCCGUGUGUAAGAUAUCUCAUUCACGCUUUUGUAAUAAAAAACUGCUUACAGUUUCAGUCUCUAAAUUAGAAUUUUUGAAGUUGCUUUUCUUAAGUCAUAUCUCUAGUAAUUGAAAACUGAAUUAUGAGCUUAGUGCAUUUUAUAGUGAACCUGUUUGGUCUGCAUUCAGAAGAGGAUUUAUAAAGGAGUAACAUGUUCUUUAUAUUUUGAGAACUUUGGUGCUGACAUCUCCUUAGCAUGUCGCCACCUAGGUUAAACAAAACAUGUUUACUUGGCCACCUCUUCCACAACACUACCUUUCUAAUGUUGUUGUAUAAACUGAGCUGUAUUCAUGAAUGAACAAGAGUAAUGGAAGUGCUAAAACUGACAGGAAGUGGCAGUCUGUUUUAGGGGUACAUGGCUUUGCAGUGCUUUUACAAAUGUUGCACUUCAUAAAAGCAUUAAGUUGUAAAUCUUCAGAAACAUCUGUAGGAAAACAUAACUUUGUGAUAGGGUAGGGGGUUUCAUACAGGCCAGUGCCUACCAGAAUUUGUACAGUUUUAAAUACAUGCAGAAUUUUAAUGAAAGUCUUUGGUGUAUGUUGGCACUUUGUAGAAAGUUGCUACACUGUAUGCAUAGGUUACUUGACAGAUGUGAAAACAAGUACUUUUAAUGAAUAAUGCUGCCCUCAUUAAGGGUUGGAUCGUUGCACAAAUCUUUUUUUUUUUUCUUAAGAGCAGGUUACCCAUUUGUCUUGUAUCUUAAUGGGACACAAAACUGAAGACUUGUACGUAGUUUAAGGUUUACUGUGUAUGGUACAUUAAUUCCCUUAUAUGAAUAGUUAGGUUGAUAUUUUAAAUGUGUGCAUACAAUUUCUGAAAUUUCCUGCAUAGAUUUGAACUGUUGAACAUGUAGUCUGCUUCUUUGACUGUCCCUGAUACAGAAAUGUAUUCCGACAGUGUAUAAAAUAUUUCUGUUGCGUUUGUCUUAGAAAGCAUUGGACCAAACAGAAUUUGCCUUCUUCUCUGUCUUCCAGAUUUUACUAUAGCCGUUGAUAACAUCGGCCUCUGAAACAAAACUUAAGACUGUGAUGGUAACUUUAAAGAACUGUUUAAACAAGUUUUGUUCUUAGCAAGUAUGUUUUGACAUAGCUAGUGUACAGUAAAUACAUUUUAUAAAGUGCAGGAAAAAAAUAUUUUGUUACAGUUGGCCUUUGUUUGCCAAAUUUGGUAUGUUAAGCUAGUAUAGUGAUACCUCACAUUACUCAUUAACCAACAUUUUCCUGUAGUCAAGACCGUGAAAUACACACCUUUGCAGGUGUCUUAAUUGCAUACAGGUCUACAGUUCAACAAUAGAAUAUGAUUAUUUGUAUUUAUUAUGAAUGAAUAAUUGCACACUUGAGAAAGUCGUGAAUAAAAUGCUGUCUGCCAAGUGCCUUAAAUGGCUUUUAAGUUCUCCAGCAGUUACAGAGUCAAGGAGUGCCUUGUCAGAAUUUUUAAACAUAUUUUAAUCUGAACAUUAAUAUGCAGGGUGUUGUGUAACUGUGACCCAUACAGUUGCUACAGUGUGUUCAUAUAUUAACAUCUCACCAAGCAAAUGUUCAGAUUUUUCUGGACAAGUUUAUGGUAUGUGCUAAUUUAAUACCUUGAAAAAAAAUUCAGUUAUCCAAGCUUUUAUAGUCAGGGAGGGGGACCAGUUCCUUAAAAAAUAAGGUGCUGUAUAUUUUUAUGUUCUUGUGGAAAUAGUGCCAAAGUUGUUUAUAUAGUGUCUUGUUUUCCGACGACUAUUUACAAGUCUGCCUUUGUAAGAGGCACAAACACAUACUUGCUGGUUAUGCCAUUAUACAUGUAGAACAUAAUGUUUUAGAUUUGUCUUGUCAUUUUCAGUCCUUUGGACUUGAAUCUAAAGUCUGAUUUUAAACUAAUGUGCCUCAGUAGUGUCACCUAAGGGGAUCAUACUUUCUUAAAGCCCCAUUAGUCCCCUUCAUAUGUCUCUAAAAAGAAUGAAUAUUGCUGCUUUUUUAUUAAUGUAUUCAGGAAUUUUUCUUUCCGUUUCUUAAGAGAACUAUGAAAAGUUUUAUUUUGGUAUCAUACUCAGAAAUGUUCUGAUUUGGUUAAUUGUAUGUAUAUACUGCUCUUAUGCCUUUUUUCCAUUGCAUUUGGAAGUGGAAGAAAAGAUUUCACUUUCUGUUGAGGUGUCUGAACAAAAGAUUUUUUCUGUAUAUAUUAUUAUUAUUUUUACUUGCUAUUACAGAGUUUAUUGCAAUAAACUGCUACUCAUCGUAA